UAAUUUUCAAAAAGUCCAACAAAUCAAAAAGACAUCAUGUAGUUCCUCAUAUUUAAUCAGCCCUUCUGUUAGUAGCACAAGAUUUACCUCUGAACUAUAGAUGCUCUCUUCAGUGGAUCUCUGACCUGCUCAUCUGGUAGAACCAGUCGUGGAUUUGUAUAGUCUGAGAGAACAGAGAGAACUAGAGACACUUUGUGUUAACUGGAGAGAGGAACGCAUACAAUACCAAUGGAAAUAUAAUAUUAGGAUACGCCUCAUAGAGUGAAGAUUAAAAGACAGAAAGUGCAGCUUUCCUGCGGUGGCCGGUUACUGCUGAUUGUCGGCUCGCAGCGCUCGGAUCCAUGGCGUAUGGAUGAGGGCUUUUCAGCUGUUAUCAACCCAAGUCUUGCCUUCAAUAUUACUUCCAAAUUGCACAACUUGUGUACACAAGGCACUCGUGACGUGUUUGAGAUAGGCAGAGAACAUUCUUCAGUUUGAGCUUCCAACACAAGCGCUUUGACGCAUUUCCAGUGCAUUCAUUUUCGAAGGUAAACCUUUUGUGCUUAUACGGCAAGGAGGAAUGAAAUGGGAACUCAGAACGACAUCCAGAAGACAUCACUUAUUCUUCACAUAACACCAUGAGAGAUAUCACCAGUACCACCAUCACCAGCAACACUUAAAAGAGAUUUCUGCUGUUUAUUUUGGCCACGAUGUCCAAAUAUCAGGAGACGAGCCUAAAUGAGAAUGUUGUCAUUCUUCCUGCAAACGAGUCCAACCCAGGGUUUCUUUAUUCUGAGCUGGAACGCAGUGUCCUGGAGUCCCUGUUCAGAGACGGUCCCAAAGCUUUCUACUCCAAACUGUCGGCACAUAGACUCGAACCCUUUCUCUCCCCAGAGGAGGUGAACCAAGUCUCCAGCUGGGUGGAAGAUCGUCACACGGAGGUCAUCGAAAACGGGGAUGUCGGGAGUGAGAACAGCUCAGAAAUGCAGGAGGUCUCGGGUCAGUAUUUCCCUGAGCUUUCAGACACACCAGCUCCGUGUCUGGAGCUCGGCUGGCCGGAGAAGGACAGAUGGGAUGGUGUGGAGCGAGUCAUGAUAUACAGAAAUCCUCCAGUGGAGCAGGCUCCUCACAUCCGUGAGGUGAUCAGGAGGCUGCUACAGGGAGCCACCAGGCUGAUCGCUAUCGUUGUAGACAGACUCACAGACAGCACAGUGAUCGCAGAUCUGCACUCGGCUGCUUUGCGAGGCGUCGUCGUCUACAUCAUCCUGAACCAAAGACCUGCACGAGAUAACCUAACACAAAACCAGCUCGAGCACCCGAAUAUAAUAGUUCGGAUUUUGGGUGGAAAUACGUUCGCAUGUAGUGAUGGGAAGAAGGUGGUGGGAGAGCUGAAGGAGAACUUUAUCCUGGUGGAUCUGGACACAGUGGUUCUGGGCAGCUACAGCCUGACCUGGUUAGACGCUCAUCUACACCGUCAGCUCGUCACGGUCCUGAGUGGCCCUUCAGUGGAGUUAUUCGACAGGGAGUUCCGCAUCCUCUACGCCGCCUCACUACCUGUUCCUGACUCAUGGAAAGCUGCCAAACCCAAGGAUCUUCCAGUGAUUGAUAAAACUCUUUACCAACCAGAACCAAAUACCCCAAAACAAGAUCUGCAGGACUGCCCACCCAGCCCUCCACCACCCACUGCUGGCUCUCCUAUCGACUGGGACACGCUCGGGGUCUUUCAGAAGACUAAGGACUCUCCAGAAGAAGACCAGGAUUUACCUGAGUAUCUUGAAGAACUGCCAAUGUUCCACAAAACGGGACCUGACUGGCAAAUUUGGCCUCCUGGAGGAGGUGUAACAGAUCCUCAUAUCAAUGAAUGUCAAGAUGAAAACAAGUUAUAUCGCUUUAUGCCUGAGCCGAGGCACACGCUGGAUCAUCAAGCAAUGUUUUGGUCCGCACAAAAACCAGAGCGGCUUCCGUACGGGUUUCUGACAGAACGUAAUGAGGGACUGGGCAUGCCCAGGCUCAGAGACAUCUGGAUGGAGAGGAAGUUCAUGGAAGAUUUUGGAUCUUUCUCACACACUCAAAGACAUGACUAUCUACCUAGCUUGGACAGGAGUAUGGGGGAAAAUACCAUCCCAGAGGAGACGACACCCGGGUCAGAUGCAGGUCCACUCAAUCAAAAGAAACCCAUUAUUGUGUGUGUUCCACAAAAUGAAAGAUCUUGGCAACUUGGUGAUAUCCUGAAAAAGAUCAGCAGUGAUCAGAGCACCAAGGGCCUGCCGUCAAACAUGGCCAAAAAUCCAAUCAGCAAAUCCAGUCUGGACCUGAGUUCACCAGGACCCGAGACUCUGCAGAGGAGCCAGAGUCAGGCCAAUUUAUACGACGGUUUCCCGAUGACUCCGGCUCUAGCGCUGAUGAAAAAACGCAACAACGAGGCCAAAUCUUCAUUUCUGAGAAGUUUGCAGCCACUGUCCAGACCCCGCAGUUUCAGCUUAGGCCUCAAGAAAUCUGCUUUCCUGAGGGAACACACCAAUGACGAGGACAAAUGAAGAAAUCCUGACCAGAUGAGUACGACCUGACGCAGAAGAUAAUCACGGUUCUGAGAUCUGGACAUCCUUAACCGUUACUUCACACCAAGCGACGACCUUUUAUUCAAUGAACGAUGGAGGAGAUGUGUUAAUAAAUCACCUGAACUAAAGACAAA
This is a messenger RNA of Tachysurus vachellii, 2671 nucleotides long. It is a transcript of the gene sack1e, whose product is annotated as family with sequence similarity 83 member E. The transcript has 9 exons. Gene Ontology annotation, biological process: epidermal growth factor receptor signaling pathway. The coding region runs from base 690 to 2516 and encodes 608 amino acids. The record is from RefSeq and is a predicted model, not a curated record. NCBI's taxonomy places the organism in Eukaryota, Metazoa, Chordata, Actinopteri, Siluriformes, Bagridae.